Molecule: messenger RNA, 1232 nt
Organism: Aspergillus candidus
Lineage: Eukaryota; Fungi; Ascomycota; Eurotiomycetes; Eurotiales; Aspergillaceae
Product: mitochondrial import receptor subunit TOM22
Exons: 3
Coding region: 120-578 (152 amino acids)
Biological process (GO): intracellular protein transport
Cellular component (GO): mitochondrial outer membrane
Source: RefSeq, a predicted model, not a curated record
CGCAAACUCACAUCUAACCUCCCCUUCCCCGACCACAUCACUCUUCAACCAACGCGCCAAACAAAUUCCCUCCUACUCCUAUACACGCUUUAUAGCCUUUUUUAUUCACAACCUUCACAAUGGUCAAGCUCACCGAGGUCGAGGACGAGCACUUCACCCAGGAGAAGCCCCAGCCCAGCAAGCAUGAUGUUUUGCUGGCUUCCGAUGAUGAGGACGACUACACUGAUACUGAAUCCGAAAUCUCCGAGCAGUCCGACGAGGAACUCGACAGCGAGUCCUUCCUGGACCGCCUGUCGGCUCUGCAAGACAUGAUCCCUCCGUCGGCCCGCCGCUCCUUCACGAGCUCCGUCUCCGCCGUCACCAACCUCACCAAGUCCAGCCUGAGCUUCAGCGGCAAGGCCCUGUGGAUCCUGAGCACCAGCGCUUUCCUGGUCGGUGUCCCGUGGGCGCUGGCUUAUGCUGAGGAGGAGCAGUAUAUUCAGCUCGAGCGCGAGCAGGGUAUGAUUAAGGGUGCUAAUGAUAUGCUCACCCCCGGCAUGGCUCCCUCCGACGAGCAGAAGGCUCAGUCCACCAUCUAAAUGAAAAAUACCGACGAAUAUAAAGAUCACAACAAUUCGAAAGAUUCGCCGUGAAUCCGUUGCACUGGCCACUCGAUCCGCUCGACGCUUUUUUGACCUUACGGCUUAUGAUUGUGGUAUACGAUGUCAUCGAUCUGUCCGGCGGAGAAAAGCGUUGGUCAUAAAAAAAACAAAAGGAAAAAGGGAAAAAAAACUGGCAGAAAAGAAGAAGGGAAACGCAACAGCAAAUUGCUGAUUGGUUUGGAAUCAAAAAGGGAAAAUGCUCAUCAUUGGAGCGGAGUGGCCUAGGAAUCAAAAAUGGGCAUUUGCAUGAUCUGGUUUUGUUUCCAACGCGUUGCAGUGCACGAACGGUGUUUCAUCGAUAUUUACCCAUCCCUGUUGAUUGAUCUUUGUUUUCAUGCUUAUGCUCAAUUCUCGUUCGUCUUCUCUCAUCUCUCAUCUCAUCAUUGUUUCGGGAGUCGUGGGAUAUCUCGGGCAAUGCUUGUAUUUGUACAUUUCCUUUUUCUCUCUCUUUCUUUCCUUUUUGUCUCCCCCUGUUGUUAUGUGAGUUCUUCCUUGUGUUUAGUAUAGUAUCGACCUACGUUUUCCGGAUAUGGACUGGAUGAGCGGAUGGUGUUGGGAAUGAAUCAAUCAAUUUAGUUCCUUUCCUUUUUA